AUGUUUAGUUUUGCUGGAGUGGAUAAUUGUGAGAGAAUUGUUUACAAAAAUGUAUUUAAACUCUUGAAAGAGAAUUUAGAUCAGAACAAAGGGAUUGUGCCAAGGUGGCAUUCAUUAGUCCUCAUAAAGAAUAAGAAAGUUCGACUCUUUCCAAUCCCUUUUUAUUAUUUGAUAAUAAUAAUUAUUAAGUGUAGAUAAUGUAUUUUUGCAUCAAAUCAAUUACUCAUCUUUUAUUUUGUGCAUUUUUACAAAAUAUAAUUUCUUUAAUAAUUUAUCAUUUAAAAUCAUUUAUAAGUUUUCUAAUAUACUUGCUGCGUAUACAUGAAAGUGAAUUAAAUCGAUGCCUGA
Paramecium octaurelia is the source of this 348-nucleotide messenger RNA. Lineage: Eukaryota; Ciliophora; Oligohymenophorea; Peniculida; Parameciidae. The record is from the annotation of a GenBank genome assembly.